Molecule: messenger RNA, 849 nt
Organism: Camponotus floridanus (Florida carpenter ant)
Lineage: Eukaryota; Metazoa; Arthropoda; Insecta; Hymenoptera; Formicidae
Gene: mRpL43
Product: 39S ribosomal protein L43, mitochondrial
Exons: 5
Coding region: 34-669 (211 amino acids)
Biological process (GO): mitochondrial translation
Cellular component (GO): mitochondrial large ribosomal subunit
Molecular function (GO): structural constituent of ribosome
Source: RefSeq, a predicted model, not a curated record
UGGAAGUCUAUCAACAACUGAUCUACCAGAUGCAUGAUAAUCCAUGAUCCGUUUUGCGUGAUAAGUGACAUCAUGUCGAAUAAACAAUUAUUUCUUCCAUCUGGCUUUCCACGAGCACCUCUCGGUCUAGGAAUUGGACGUUACGUCUGUCAGCUGCAGAGGGUAACUUUAAAAUUUUGCAAAAACCAUGGCACAAGUAGAGGAAUGAGGGAUUUUAUAGAGCACAAUCUAGUUCAAUAUGCGAAGGAUAAUCCAGGAGUCGUCGUGUACGCUAAACCAAGAAGACACAAACACCCAGUUAUAGUUGCUGAGUAUUUAAAUGGCGGUAAACACUGGAUGGACGUUGCUAACUACAGUCGGGAUGACAUUACAAAGUGGAUGGAGCUGGUACGUACGCAGAUUCACAACAGCUCUGCGAUGAGACUGCGUAAGCUGUGGCACACUAAUUUUCCAUCCAUACAAGGCCCAUGGACACCAUUUACAUUUAAAGACCCAAAGCUAAACUUGGCACAGUUCCCUAACAAAAAGCUUGGUGCAGCUGUUAAAUUAUAUCCUACAGCAACAGAAAAACUUGUAGAAUUAUUUAAAGCCCAACAGUUGAAUGAUAGUGAAAAGAAAGAUGACUCUGAAGCUGUUCAAGAAGACAGUGAACAUGUUCAAAGAGCAUAAUUUUUAAUAGGAGAAUAUAUUGAUUGACUUGUGGCAUUAUUGGUAUGUAAACUUGGACACGGCUUACAAUGACAUACACCUCGCAUUGUACAAUUAAAUGGAUCGUUGCAAAAAGUUAACUUUGCAGUACAAGGUGCUGUUGGAAUUCCUGGAAAACUAGUCUAAAAAAUAUUUUUCCUA